AAGAAAUCCAAAAUUCCUCCUGAAUUAGAAGCAGUUAAUCCGGUUGAAUUUUUUCGUAAUUUUGGUAAAUCAACAAAAGAAAUGAAAAUUAAUGCGGAAGAAACCAAAAUUAGUGGGAAAAAUACAAAGUCGUCAAAAAAGGCUGCUCAGACGAUGAUUUCUUCCAGUGAUUUACCGGACAAAUCAAAACAGAAUAUAACUGUGGAAGGUGAAGUUGUGGCCACUAAUAUCGUUACAAGCAGUAAGAAAGUUAGAAAGUCUUCUCAGAAAUCAGAUCAAAUAGAAGCAGGAGCUUUAUCUAAAGUAAUUGCAUCUCCUAUGAGAUCAGUGACCGAAUCAAUAUCAGAAGCUAGAAAAGGAAAAAAAGAAAAAACAAAAAAAAAGAAUAUCAAGGGAGAAAAAGUCAAGUCAGAUAGUAUUUCUUCUGAGAAUAACGAAUUGAGUAACAAAAAACUUGAGCAAAGAUCCAAAUUCAAAGACAUUUCAUUUUUAAUGAAUGAUCACGAAGAAACCGGAAAGGUCAUGAAAACAAAAAUGUUUUUGCCAUGGGUAGAUAAAUACAAACCAAGCAGUAGAAAAGAUUUAGUUGGACAAAACGGAGAAAAAUCGCCUAUGAAUAAACUAUUAGGCUGGCUUCAAAAUUGGGCAAAAAAUCAUCUGGGACAAGGUGGAAAGCAAAAAAAAAGUAAUAAAAUAACAACUUUAGCUCGUCCUCCGCCGUGGUUAAUGCAAAAUGAUGGUACUGCUUUCAAAGCAGUGAUGCUCAGUGGUCCACCUGGUGUCGGUAAAACAACAUGUGCUGUAAUGGCUUGUAAAGAAUUGGGUUUACGAUAUGUGGAGAAAAAUGCAUCUGAUGUUCGAAACAAAAAGGCAUUAGAAGCACAAACGUCAGAAUUGAUUGAUUGUGAACAGAUGGAUGGUUAUAUUAAUAACAGUUCAGUCGCACGCAAAAGCAACUCUGAAAAGACAGUAAAAUUUAUUGAUCAUUUAAAAUCAGAAACGCCUGAAAAAAAUUUAAUUUUGUUGAUAGUGAAUACAUCCGGAGAAAUAACACAUGUAUUGAUCAUGGAUGAAGUCGAUGGAAUGAGUGGAAAUGAUGAUCGAGCUGGAAUUGGUGAGCUAAUACAAAUGAUCAAACAAACACACAUACCUAUAAUUUGUAUAUGUAAUGAUCGGCAGUCGCAAAAAAUGCGCUCAUUAGUCAAUUACUGUUUUGAUGUGCGUUUUCAAAGGCCACGUGUGGAACAAAUUAGAGCAAGGAUGUUGACUAUAAUUUGCCAAGAGCAUUUGGAAAUUAAAAAGGAAGAAGUUGAUGAAGUAAUUGAAGUUGCUGAACAUGAUGUUCGUCAGUCAAUUUAUAACUUACAGCUUUUGUAUGCGGGGGGAACGGGAAAAGAAUUGCAGAGCAAAGAUGUUGCUCUUAAUCCAUUCGAAGCUGCUCGUCGUUUGUUGAGUGCUGAUACACCGAUGUGGGAAAAACAGGAGAUGUUUUUUGUGGACUUUUCACUUAUGCCACUUUUUGUGCAGGAAAAUUAUCCAUUCGUUCAAAAUUCAAAGCAAAGUAUAGGAAAACGUUUAUCUGCGUUAAGAAAAGCAGCAGACAGUAUUUCAUUAGGCGAUUUAAUUGAUAAAACGAUUCGCACAACAGGUUCGUGGACGUUGCUCAAUGAACAGGCAUUAUUUUCAUCAGUAGCACCAACUACUCAUAUGAAUGGACACAUGAAGGGAAUGAUCAAUUUUCCUUCAUGGUUAGGAAAAAACUCAACAUUUAUGAAGCACCAACGUUUGUUGCGUCAGCUGACAACUCACACUUAUUUAAGAACUUUUGCCACAGUUUCGUCAAUGGUGCUUGAUUAUGUUCCAGUAUUGCGACGUCAGUACUGCUGUCCUUUGUUAGAAAAAGAGAGUGAUGGAGUCCACGAUGUUAUUAAUCUUUACAAAGAAUAUAAUUUGGUUAAAGAUGAUAUGGAUUCAAUUGCGGAAUUAGCUGUAUGGCCGAGCAUAAAAGAUCCAGGAGCUGCUAUUUCAUCAAAGAUCAAAGCAGCUCUUACACGCACUUUAAAUAAAGAGCAUAUAUUAUUACCAUAUGCUGUAGAUACAGUAAUGAAAGGACGAAAGAAAGCAGUUGGUGGUAUGUUAUUAUGA
This is a messenger RNA of Thelazia callipaeda (thelaziosis nematode), 2145 nucleotides long. Lineage: Eukaryota; Metazoa; Nematoda; Chromadorea; Rhabditida; Thelaziidae. The record is from the annotation of a GenBank genome assembly.